UAUUGUUAUUUGUUUUUCAGAAUUUCGGAUAACGGCUUUAUGGCUCGUGUCUUUAUACUUUAUAGUUUACACUUUACAGACCAUAAUCGUAGUGACCAUACCACCAGUUUAUUGCUUACAAUUGGCAUUAUUUAUAUAUUAAUUAUUAAGUACAAAUAGUAAAUACUGUAUAACAAUAAGUUUUACGUUCAUGGUUUAGUUAAGUCUUAACUCUUAAAAGUCGAUUUAUUUUGAAAUAUCCCUUGUGUGGAAAAAUUAAAUUUCAUUAAAAUUAUGAGUCGAGCAGCAAAAGAUACAUCAAUGGCUCGUAAGAAAAAGUUAGUUCGUCUAAGCAAAUUAUCUAUUGGAGAUGAAGAAAAUUUUGAACCCCCGCAAAAAUCAUCUACUCCGUCUAAACUUUAUAAAAAUAAUUCAAAAAGGAUUUUAAAAGAUAAUAAUAGCUUAAACAUAAGUGUAAUAAAUAAAGAGGACAAAAAUAAAACAAUAAAUACAGAAUUUGAUUGUCACCAAUUCAAACCUAUAUUACCUGUUAUAGAAGAAAAUGUAAAUUAUGGUCGAGUUCCGGAACUAUUUCAUAGUGAUCCAGAAGAUGAACCUACUGUAACUGAAAAUUUAACUGUCACUACUACAAAUGAUUCUGAUGACAAAUGGACAACUUUUUCUGAUGUUUCUGAAGAAAGAAGCUGUACAAAUGUUACAGAUUUAUUAGCUGAAAUUGAAGCUGACAUAGAUGUCAGAUUUAAAAAACCACCGAGAAGAUCAUAUCCUGGAAAAAAAAGAAACAAUAAAAGUUUGUAUGAAGACAAAGAAGAAGAAGAAAAAAUAGACGUAAAAAUAACAAAAAAAUACAGAAAACAUAAACCAAAGAAAAAGGAUCCUCAAGAAGAGGCAUUUGUUCAAUCAAUGAAUGAGCAUUUUACAGAUAUUGAAUCAUUUAGUUUAGCUGUAGAAUAGUUUAAAACUACAUGUAAAUAUUUUCAAUAUUUAAGAAUUACAAAAAAUAAUUAUUGGAAUUGAUAAAGAAAUAAUCAUCAAGAGGUGUUUUCUUAGAAGAAAUCGAAGAAUGUCAUUUGUAGUAUAAUGGAAGCAUGAACGGAAUUUAUAGAUUUUCCAAAAUUUGAAGAAAUUUGUUAUUAUACAUUAUUAUUAUAUUUAUUAUUAAAAGUUUUAUGUUGUAUAAGUGUUUUUCUAAAUCUUUGUAUUAAAGUCAAUCGUAUAAUGUAUCAAGUUGUCUUAUUUAAGAUUAACUAUAAUUAAUUUGAAGCAAAUAAUUAAUGUUUAUUGCAAUGAUAUGUA
Messenger RNA from Melanaphis sacchari, 1296 nucleotides. RefSeq lists its product as uncharacterized. The record is from RefSeq and is a predicted model, not a curated record. Bases 274 to 954 code for a protein of 226 amino acids. NCBI's taxonomy places the organism in Eukaryota, Metazoa, Arthropoda, Insecta, Hemiptera, Aphididae. The transcript has 2 exons.